Molecule: messenger RNA, 1670 nt
Organism: Macrobrachium nipponense
Lineage: Eukaryota; Metazoa; Arthropoda; Malacostraca; Decapoda; Palaemonidae
Product: actin-like
Exons: 2
Coding region: 168-1301 (377 amino acids)
Source: RefSeq, a predicted model, not a curated record
CCAUCACGCAAACAAUGUUUUUUUGGCGCAAGUCCCUGUGUUCUUGUUUAGUUUUCAACCGCUUCUUCGUAUAAAAAGGGGAAAAUGACUGCCAAGAGCUUUAGUCACUUUACCGACUCAUCAGGGCAGGAGGAGAUUUCAGUUUGACUCCAUAACCAACCACCACCAUGUGUGACGAGGAAGAAGCAACGGCGCUCGUCUGCGACAAUGGCUCCGGUCUUGUCAAGGCUGGCUUUGCCGGUGAUGACGCUCCCCGAGCUGUCUUCCCCUCCAUUGUUGGCCGCGCCCGUCACCAGGGUGUGAUGGUCGGUAUGGGUCAGAAGGACGCCUACGUCGGCGAUGAAGCUCAGAGCAAGAGAGGUAUCCUCACCCUCAAGUACCCCAUCGAGCAUGGUAUCAUCACUAACUGGGACGACAUGGAGAAGGUCUGGUACCACACUUUCUACAAUGAGCUCCGUGUUGCCCCUGAGGAGUGCCCCACCAUGCUUACUGAGGCUCCCCUUAACCCCAAGGCCAACCGUGAGAAGAUGACUCAGAUCAUGUUCGAGUCCUUCAACAUGCCCGCCAUGUACGUCUGCAUCCAGGCUGUCCUUUCCCUCUACGCCUCUGGCCGUACCACUGGUCAGGUUUGUGACUCUGGUGAUGGUGUCUCUCACAUGGUGCCUGUCUAUGAAGGUUUUGCCCUUCCCCAUGCCAUCCUCCGUCUGGACUUGGCUGGUCGUGACAUCACCAACUACUUGAUGAAAAUCAUGACUGAGCGUGGCUACUCCUUCACCACCACUGCUGAGCGUGAGAUCGUCCGAGACAUCAAGGAGAAGCUCUGCUACAUUGCCCUGGACUUUGAUGGUGAGAUGAACACUGCUGCUGCUUCCUCUUCUAUUGACAAGUCCUAUGAACUUCCUGAUGGACAAGUCAUCACCAUCGGUAAUGAGCGUUUCCGAGCUCCUGAAUCUCUCUUCCAACCCUCUUUCUUGGGCAUGGAAUCUUCUGGAGUUCAUGAAGUUGUUCAUACCUCCAUCAUGAAGUGCGACAUUGACAUCAGGAAGGAUUUGCUGGCCAACAUUGUCAUGUCUGGUGGUACCACAAUGUAUGCUGGAAUUGCUGACAGGAUGCAGAAGGAGAUUACAGCUCUCGCUCCAUCCACAGUCAAAGUGAAGAUCAUAGCUCCUCCUGAAAGGAAAUAUUCUGUCUGGAUUGGUGGGUCCAUUCUCGGUUCUCUCUCCACCUUCCAGGCUAUGUGGAUUACGAAAGAGGAAUAUGAAGAAUCUGGUCCUGGAAUUGUUCAUCGAAAAUGCUUCUAACAUUGUUUGAUUUGUUGUAUUUUUAUAUUGUAUAUUUUCAAAAUUUCUUGUAGUAGCUUUGGACUUGUUCAGUUCAAUUCAAAUAAAGAUUUCUCUUUUAUUGUCAGUAAACGAUUACGCAGUAAUGGAUUACGAAUAUUGUAAAUGUUAUUUUCAGUAAAUACUGACUACUUUUCCCAGCAUUAUAAUAGAUGUAAACCACUCCACUCUCCAAAUAGUAAUAUUACGCCAUGCUUUCGUUACUAUCCUAUACUUCAAAAUUCAUGUCUUCAAGGUUUCAUAAAAAUUGUAAAACACAAACAUACGAGAAAACAUUUAACAUCCCAUAAAUGUCCACGCUUUUACUUAAAAUAUAUCUAAAACCCUCAC